Messenger RNA from Aspergillus terreus NIH2624, 930 nucleotides. RefSeq lists its product as uncharacterized. Gene Ontology annotation, molecular function: protein binding. The coding region runs from base 1 to 930 and encodes 309 amino acids. NCBI's taxonomy places the organism in Eukaryota, Fungi, Ascomycota, Eurotiomycetes, Eurotiales, Aspergillaceae. The transcript is spliced from 4 exons. Gene Ontology annotation, cellular component: EMC complex. The record is from RefSeq and is a predicted model, not a curated record. Gene Ontology annotation, biological process: protein folding in endoplasmic reticulum.
AUGGCUUCCGCUACUCCCGAGCCUCAUGCGCUGGACCAUUCCAACCUUAUUUCUACACUCCAUUUCUCGCAGAAGGCUCCUGUGAUACUUGGUGGGAAGAGUGGAUCGGAUAAUCCUGAGACAUACGACACGUUGGAACAGCUUUUCUUGUCGUGCCUUCAGACCGGUGACGAUCAAUCAGCUUUACGAUGCCUUGAUCAGUUGACGCACAGAUUCGGAGCUUCGAAUGAGAGGAUACAGGGCCUUCGUGGCUUAUACCAGGAGGCCAUCGCCGGGAAACAAUCUGAUCUGGAGGACUGCCUGCGGAAAUAUGACGAAGCGCUUGCCGAGAACCCUAUGAACUUGCCUAUCCUCAAGCGCCGGAUUUCGCUUUUACGUUCUUUGUCUAAACCCGCAGAGGCCAUCAGCUCCCUGGUCGAAUUAUUGAAGGCUGUGCCUACAGAUUCGGAGUCUUGGUGCGAACUCGCUGAUCUCUAUCUAUCCGAAUCCAUGAUUUCUCAGGCGGUAUUCUGCUUGGAAGAGGCCCUGUUGCUUGUGCCUAAUGCUUGGAACAUCCACGCUCGCUUAGGUGAGGUCUUGUACAUCGGCGCUUGUUCCUCCGACGGCGAAACAUCCUCCCAACUCCUCGAACGGUCAAUACGUUACUUUUGCCGAAGUAUCGAGCUUUGCGAUCACUAUCUUAGAGGACUGUACGGCCUCGCGCUGGCCACAUCACCAUUUUCGAAGAAUAAGCGUUCCAGCGACCUUCCGCAGAAGCCGGUGGCGGUGUCCGUCUCGAACGAGUCGUUUGAGAAGCUGCAUGAAUUCGCAAUCGGGGAGCUUCGGAGUAUUGUGGAACAACGUUCGUUGAACCAUCGAAAUUGGGAGUUUGCCCAAGGAGAACUCAUCGCUGCGAAAGAACUUCUUGACCUCAUGGGAAGUUCUUCAUGA